CACAGGUUGAUGAUGGGUCACUGGCAUGUGGGCCCGCCUUUCUUCCCUCGUCUCCUUCUCCUUCCCUCGUCGCCUUCCCUCUAGCUCUGGGCCUCGGCGGCGUUCGAGGAGCGUUCCGUUGCUUCUGGUUCUUGGGAAGUCGUUGCCAGCGGGCAGCCUUGCCAGGUGCUUGCCAGAAUCGGACCCCAGCCGCCGGAAUCCGACCUCGUCUCGCUUCUCCUCUCCCCGUGAAGAAUCGUGAUGCGGAGAACAGCCGCCGCUGCCCUCGUUUUCAUUCCCCUCCUCGCUGCGGCGGUGCAGACCUCCUCCCUGCCCUUCAUCGUCCUGCACGGGAUUGGGGACCAGUGCGCCAACCAUGGCGUCGCCAAGUUCACUAAACUUCUCGCCGGUUGGUCCGGCUCCGACGGUCACUGCCUAGAGAUCGGCAGAGGAACAUGGGACUCUUGGGUCAUGCCUCUUCAACAACAGGCUGAUAUCAUCUGCAACAAGGUCAAGGAAAUGAAACAACUGAGAGACGGCUACAACAUAGUUGGUCUGUCUCAGGGAAACUUGAUUGGUCGAGCAGUAGUUGAGUAUUGUGAUGAUGGACCGCCGGUCAAGAACUUCAUCUCUCUUGGAGGUCCUCAUGCUGGUACCGCUUCUGUGCCGCUUUGUGGUUCUGGUAUUUUGUGCAUUCUUGUUGACGCUCUGAUCAAAUUGGAGAUCUACUCAGACUAUGUGCAGGAACAUCUUGCACCUAGUGGCUACCUCAAAAUCCCAACUGAUAUGGCAGAUUAUCUGAAGAGUUGCAGGUUUCUUCCAAAACUUAACAAUGAGAUUCCAGAAAAAAGAAAUGCCACCUACAAGGAAAGGUUUAGCAGCUUAGAGAAUUUGGUUCUGAUCAUGUUUCAGGAUGAUGCAGUCCUGAUACCUCGAGAAACAGCAUGGUUCGGUUACUACCCUGAUGGAGCCUUUGAUCCUGUUCUACCACCUCAGAAGACGAAGCUGUAUGAGGAAGACUGGAUCGGUUUGAAGACACUGGAUAAAGCAGGGCGGGUGAAGUUUGUGUCUGUGGCGGGAGGUCACCUCGGCAUCUCCAAAAGUGACAUGAAGAAGUACAUUGUGCCUUACCUGACAAGCAAAGCAUCGGUGAAGACCCUCCUCCGGUGGAGCCUUUCUGAUUUGCUAGGUGGCACUUGGCACGCUGCGCUGGGGCUGAUGGAGGGUGAUGGUGCUGUGCUUGAUUCGCCAUCGUCGUGAUUAAUCAUAUGAUGUGAUUUGAUGGACUUGGGGUCUGGUUUCCAACAGUGGGUUGCUGUGAAGCUUGAUUGUUACGCUCUACUUGGUCGAUUUAUGGCGUGGGCCUUGUUUAGUUCCGAAAAGUGAAAAGAUUUCGGUACUGUAGCA
Molecule: messenger RNA, 1386 nt
Organism: Sorghum bicolor (sorghum)
Lineage: Eukaryota; Viridiplantae; Streptophyta; Magnoliopsida; Poales; Poaceae
Product: palmitoyl-protein thioesterase 1
Exons: 12
Coding region: 241-1239 (332 amino acids)
Cellular component (GO): intracellular membrane-bounded organelle
Molecular function (GO): thiolester hydrolase activity
Source: RefSeq, a predicted model, not a curated record